UUUGCCGCUGGCCCGUUCCGCGCGCACUCGCCCGGAGCCAUGGCACGGCUGUGCCCUGCUGCCCCAGCCCUGCUGGCGUGCUCCCUUGCCGUGCUGCUCCAAACCUCUCUGUCCCUGCAUCAUGUGCCGAUGCUGCUCUGGUCGACUCAGAGAUCACAGUGGAAUCCAGACACUGCAGUGCAUGAAGGACAAGUUGUCUCAGCACAGGAGCUGACAGAACUCUUGCAACCUCUUUUUACCCAGAACUCCAGAAACCUCGUCUUGUUCCUGCAAGAUAGGCUUAGCAUAGAUGAUUUCACAUACUUCAGUGAAUCCUAUGGCAACAAGAAUCCGUUUCAAAAUGUUCAGGAAAUUCUUCAGUCUUCUCCUUCAUCUUUAGUUUUGCCAGCUGUUGACUGCAAGGCUACCAGGUAUCUCCUGAAUGUUCUUCAAGAAUCAGGAGAUUGGAAGUUAACAAAUGUAACUGAUCUCAGUGUCUCUCAGCUGGAAGUGAAUACCUCGAAUCCAAAUGUACUGGUGGUUCAGCUACAACCACUUGCCAGUGAUUUAAAAGAGAUUUCCACCCUGGAAGCAAUUGCUGAAAAUGACAAAAUAAUUGGAAGAGUGACCAUGGAUCUGCAGGAACGAGGGAUUCAUUUUUCAGUCAUUUAUACUGCAGUGAGACCUUCAAGGAGUUUUAGAAGAACUGAUGUGGUGGCAGAAUUAAGACGACAAUUAAUGGCUGCUGAGGAAGAAGAAAGUUUAUCAUAUCCUCCUCUGAAUAUAACCACUGGAAAUUAUACAUGCAUCCUUUUUUAUGCUAGUAAUUUUAGCCUCAAAGCCAACAGUUCAGUUUUAAUAGAUUUGACAAAUGCAACAUUUUUAACACAGAAUGUGGAUAUUUCUGCCUCUGAGUGCUCAGACAGCAACACAACACUGUCAUUAAAAUACACAAAACCAGUGAAUGGAAUCAGCAGCCUAGAGAUAAGGUUUUUAAUGACCAACAAGUUCUAUGAAGUCUCGGCUAGAAGAUGGUCCACUUUAGAUUCAGUUGAGAUUGUACAAGAUGGAGAAAAGUUAGCUAAAUUUAAUGUUUCUGGCAUCUCUGCCCCUGCAGAGUAUUCAUUUCAUUGUCAGCUGGUGGGAACAAGCAAUCUCUAUCCUGCAAGGCUGGUUCCAUCCAACAAUGAGGCAAAAAAUUGGGAUGUUUUCAUUUCCAAGUUGCAAAUUCAAGGCUUCAACAUUAUAAACAACCAGUUUUCCUAUGCAAGUGACUGUGCAGGUUUCUUCACUCCUGGAAUUUGGAUGGGCUUGGUGACAUCUAUAAUUUUACUGUGGAUCCUGACCUAUGGAAUCCAUAUGGUCAUGCAGCUCACAACAAACAGCAGAUUUGAUGAUCCCAAAGGUCCAGCUCUAUCAGUUCCUCAGACAGAAUAGCCGUGGAUUGACUUAAUGCUACUGUGGCUUUUGCCGGUCUGAUGUUUAAGAUUUUUAUAACCUUUUUACUUCAUAAUAUGUUUAACUUAAAAAGAUAUCAUAGGAAAAGCAGAUAAUUAAACUACAUAUAAAAAUGAUCCUUGUGUUUGGCAACAAUAAUAAUUCUAUCUGUUAUUAUGACAAUUUGUUAACAGCUUUUUGUGUUAAGGUUCUAAAGUGAGACUCUGGAGGUUAUUACUCUCUCUGGGUAUUAGAAAGACCAUUAAAAACUUCCUUCAGAUUAGCUUCUAUUGGCAAAGAAAACAUACCAAAACACAGAUAAUUGGGAAGGAUAAAAUAUUUGAUGAUAAACUAUAUAUUGAAAAAAAUGGUCUCUUUGAAGGCUCUUUAUUGUCAUGAUGAUGCUACAUCUUAAGAAAUUUUAAGUGUGUUUUGAAAUUUUUUCUCUUGAGUAAAACAUCCAGAAAUGUACAGAACUAAUAAAGUAUAAAUCACUAAA
Vidua chalybeata is the source of this 1915-nucleotide messenger RNA. It is a transcript of the gene ATP6AP1, whose product is annotated as ATPase H+ transporting accessory protein 1. Lineage: Eukaryota; Metazoa; Chordata; Aves; Passeriformes; Viduidae. The record is from RefSeq and is a predicted model, not a curated record. Gene Ontology annotation, cellular component: proton-transporting V-type ATPase complex. The transcript is spliced from 10 exons. The coding region runs from base 40 to 1416 and encodes 458 amino acids.